UCCAGGGGGCUGGCCCUUGAUCGACUUGCAUGCGCGUGUCUGUGUAUGUACGUAAGUGUGUGCGUGCGUGUGUAUGUAUGUAUGUAUGUGUGUGUAAGUGAGCGCGUGUGUGCGUGCAGCGCUGUGUGGAGAGCAAAUCGAGAUACAGUAGUAACCCGGAGUGAGGUGGCAGUCUUAUUCCACAUCGACACUGACUUGCCCUGCGUACAUUCAAUCGGUCUCUAUAUCGCAGCGCGCACUUGAGGAGUGGAGGAAAGAGUCAAGAUGGCAUCUGGAAGUGGCUGUGGACGAUCCGGGAUCUAGUCUCUUCGGGGUUUUUUUUUUUUGGUACCACACAGCACAAGUGACUGGCCGUGGCGUUAAUAACUAAGUUGCUCGUGGCCCAGUUGGGACUUCGCUGCUGUGGAAUAGCAACAAAGGACGGGAGCGCGCAUUCAUGGGACGCGACUUUGACAGCUCCUCAUCUCUUGUCUUUUAACUUUAUUACCUGGCAGCGGGGGCGAGAUAGUGGUAGGAGAUAAUGGCCGAGGCUUCGCUCCCUGACCCACUCCCGGAUUCGGACGUGGUCAUCGACCCGGACUUCGAACCCCAGAAACGGCCCAGAUCUUGCACCUGGCCGCUGCCACGACCAGACUCCAACACGGCGAAACCGGAGAGCAAUGACACCGAUAUUAUACCUGAGGAAGAGGAUGAUGAAGACGACAACGCCACCCCUGCCGCCAUCGGUGUCAAUGGCUCGGGUUUGGUGACGGAUGACCAGAGUAGCAACAGCCCCGUGGCCGAUGGAGCGCUCUCCUCCUCCGGCCAGGAGAGCGGAGGCUCCCCGCAUUCUGCGCACUCCCCGACGGCCACCUCCGGCGCGCUGACCGCCAGCAGCUUGGCUGCCCAGCAGACCCCGAGGAAAGCAUCAUCUCGCCGUAACGCUUGGGGCAAUCUCUCGUACGCCGACCUGAUAACCAAAGCCAUUGAGAGCGCGCCGGACAAGCGACUGACACUGUCUCAAAUUUAUGACUGGAUGGUGAGAUCCAUUCCUUACUUCAAAGACAAAGGCGACAGCAACAGCUCUGCAGGAUGGAAGAACUCCAUCCGGCACAAUCUUUCCCUUCACAGCCGCUUCAUCCGCGUACAGAACGAGGGGACGGGGAAGAGUUCCUGGUGGAUGAUCAACCCAGAGGGAGGGAAGGGUGGCAAGGCUCCUCGCCGCCGUGCUGUGUCAAUGGACAACAGCAACAAGUACACCAAGUCGGCCCGCGGCCGUGCUGCCAAGAAGAAGGCAGCUCUGCAGGCCGCAGCCGCUGCAGCUGGUGAAGGCGGCGGAGACAGUCCUUCAGGUCUCUCCAAGUGGCCUGGAAGCCCAACGUCACGCAGCAGCGAGGAUCUGGACGCCUGGACGGACUUCCGCUCCCGCACUAAUUCCAACGCCAGCACACUCAGCGGUCGCCUCUCACCCAUUCUGGCCAACCCUGAGCUAGACGAGGUGCCCGAUGACGAGCCUCCUCUCUCGCCUAUGCUAUACUCCAGCCCUGGCAGAGCACUGUCUCCUGGCAUCGCCACAACCAGCUCUGCGCCGGCUGAGCUGCCCCGCCUUGCGGACCUGGCAGGUACAAUGAACCUGAAUGACGGACUCACAGAUGACCUGAUGGAUGAGUUGCUGGAUAACAUCGACCUGGUGCCACCCGUGACGGGGCCGACAGCUCCAAAUGGUUCCUCGGGGUUCAACUUUGUGUCCAAAUCCAACGGGCUAGGCUCACCUUCCACCACCUCCUCUCCCUCCACCAACACUUCUACUAACGGUGGAGUUAAUGGUUACAGUAACUCCAUCUUUGGCCCCCACACGGCAGGCUCGUCGCUGCGUCCGGCCCCCAUGCAGACCAUCCAGGAGAACAAGCAGACCUCCUUCUCCAGCAUCAGCCUCUCUCGCUUUGGCAGUCAGACACUACAAGACCUGCUUAACUCUGACAGUCACAGCCACAGCGACGUCAUGAUGACCCAGUCUGACCCGCUGAUGUCACAGGCCAGCGCUGCUGCCAUCGUUUCCCAGAACUCCCGUCGUGGCCUCAUGCUCCGUAAUGAUCCCGUAAUGACCUUUGGCACCACUGGAGGACUUCAGCGCAGCCAAGUGGAGAUACUUCAAAGUAACAACCACAACCAGAGCUCCCCGAGGUCUUUAAACGGAGGCCUGAACCUAGCCAACGAGGCUAACGCUCUGGCGAAUGCCAAGCAGCAGCUCCUGCUGUCACCUUUGGGAGGAAAUGGUUCCUCUUCCAUGCAGAUCGACACCUCGAUCUUCCUAAACGGGACAAUUGGCAGCAGUGGAGGGAUCUGUCAGGACCGUUUCCCCACAGAUCUGGACCUGGACAUGUUCAACAGCAGCCUGGAGUGUGAUAUGGACUCCAUCAUUAGGAACGAGCUGAUGGACGCAGAUGGCCUGGACUUUAACUUUGACUCUCUGGCCAACAUGAACGGAGUCGGCAACUUCGCAAACACCAAGCAGACUUCUCAGAGCCGGGUACCCGGCUGAGAGGGUCAGGCCGGGGAGGAGCAGAGCAGGUCUGAACUAUGUAGUGCAAGAGAAGAUCAGACACACGACAUCCUUUUUGCCAAACCUGCCAUCAGCACAACGUAAAAUACGAACCCUGUGUUUACAGAAGAAGACUUCCUCUCGAGAGCUUUACCUUCGCUCCCACACUGGUGAACCAUGAACAAUCCGACAGACUCCAGAGAUACUGCACAUCAUCCCUCGAAGCCUCCUGUGAAGAAACAACACAAAUGAAGCUAUGUCAAACUCACAAAUUAUGCAAUUUUCCUUUGACACCCAGUCUGUUGACAUCAGAGACACUGCUUCAUCAGAAGGGGUUUCAGGUGAUGUACAAGGACUUUAUAUCAAGCCAAGACUGAAGCAGUUGUUUCCGUUGAAAACACACAAAAAAAAGAAAGUGUAAAGUGAAACAAUCAAGCAGUGAUGUGGUGUAAAUCUGAUCCAGUGGUUUCCUGGGAUGUGUUAUGUUGAGAAAAGAAUAUCCCUCUGUUCUCUCUCGGUGAUUUUUUAAUGUUCAGUGUUUGUUUUCUAGAUUUUCUGUCUUAUCCUCAUUGUUUCUGCAUCAUACAUGUCUUUACAGAAAUAAUUGGUGUAUUGAUGAAAUGGAAAGAUGAACAUGGAGUAUCUUUACUCGCUGAGUGGCCACGCAUACAGUACAUGCAAACACACCAACAGACCAACCUACUCUUUGACCCAGUUUGCACCUUUUCAAGUCAAAACUGCUCAACUCAAUGCCAUGCACUUCCAAUUCUGUUGCUUCAAUUAAAUGAAAUGUUGCAUACUGAGAGUUAUAUUACCAUUAGCUGAAUAUUACAAAAAUAUUUGCUAUCAUUUGUAAAAAGAAAUCUGUAAAUCUGUAAUCUAACUGUAAAAAAAUAUGAAAAACGACUAGAGGAAGAAAAUCUCUGACAUGGAUAUUUGUUCAAGAAGGACAGGGAAAGAUUUUGUCUCUUUUGUCAGAUUUCUUAACUUCUGGUGAAUUCUGUUGGGGUCGUUUAUCACUGCAUAUGAUGUAGCCAAAAUGAAUACCUGUGUCCUAGGGUUGUGAACAUUUCCACACCGUUACAGGUGCUAUGUAAACAGUGUUGAACCCUGCCCUGAGAGCAAGCCGUGCAUUUUGUUCCUUUUGUUUCUGUUUUUACCCACGACCUGCAGAAGCCCAAAGCUGCAGCCAUUUGUAGCACGGCGAGGAGGGGAGGGGGGGAGGGGGGGGGGGGGGGUUAGGGUUUUAGGCUCAUUCCUCUAGAAGCCAUUUGUUUCUCGAGUCAAACAAUAAUAAGCUAUCUAUGUAUAUUGCCAAAAUUACUUGAAACAAACAGUAGGACAUGCUGGCAGCCAAAUCACGACACACACAAACACACACACAUGCAAGCACACACAUUUGUUGCACACACAUAGAAUAAAUACUACCAGGGAUCUGUGUUAAGCUCUGCUGUUCUCUUGUCAUGAGCUCAUGAGGCUUCUUAUGCAUAUAUAGAAUCACUCAGGGGGGGAAAAGGGAGGCUUCCCAUUUUAAGUAACAUCAAGUCACAUUCUAAUGGUAUUUUAACAUUUCUUGAUAGAAAAAAACAGUAAUGCUUUGUGUUUGUGAACUUGUAACCUGUGAACUUUUGGCCGUCAAGAUGAAGAAGGAAGAUAAACGUCAGGAUUAAGACUUCACGCGGUCCGUUAUUUUUGGUUUUGCUGGUAUGGCUUUAGAUUUUUUUCCUCUUGUCGGACUUGUGACACGCAUACACCCCCCCCCCCAC
Messenger RNA from Anarrhichthys ocellatus (wolf-eel), 4287 nucleotides. It is a transcript of the gene foxo3b, whose product is annotated as forkhead box O3b. Gene Ontology annotation, cellular component: nucleus; mitochondrial matrix. Lineage: Eukaryota; Metazoa; Chordata; Actinopteri; Perciformes; Anarhichadidae. The coding region runs from base 521 to 2521 and encodes 666 amino acids. The transcript has 4 exons. Gene Ontology annotation, biological process: regulation of transcription by RNA polymerase II. Gene Ontology annotation, molecular function: DNA-binding transcription factor activity, RNA polymerase II-specific; RNA polymerase II cis-regulatory region sequence-specific DNA binding. The record is from RefSeq and is a predicted model, not a curated record.